Messenger RNA from Rotaria sordida, 8124 nucleotides. The record is from the annotation of a GenBank genome assembly. Lineage: Eukaryota; Metazoa; Rotifera; Eurotatoria; Philodinida; Philodinidae.
AUGACAAAAAAACAAAAAAUAUCAAAACAAAACGAAAAGGAUCAUCGUCCAUUUCGUUAUCAAUCUCUUCAUGAACGUUUAAAUAAUAUAAAUAUAAAUGUUGUUCAUCGUAUUCGUUAUCAUGAUACAAAUAAUCUUCAAGAUACUGAUGAUUUAAUACGUACAAGUUAUUUUCAUCAAUCACUUCAACAUUGGUCAACAUUAAAUUUUAGUGAAGCUUAUUCAAAAAUUUAUCAAAAACUUUUACCAUUAGCAAAUUCACUUGAACAAGUUAUUUAUAAUCGUGAACAAAUUAUAUUAUUAAUUCGACAAUCAUUAAAUGAAUAUAAUCCAUUAAUAAUUGAAACAUUAUUAGAUUUAAUUGUUCAAUUAGCACGUGAUUUACAAAGUGAUUUUUAUAUCUAUUAUAAACAAUAUUUAUUUACAGAUAUAAUUAAUUUAUUAAUAAAUUCUAAAAAACAACAACAAAAUGAAAUAAAUACACAAUUACUUGAACAAAUUUUUCAAUGUUUAACAUAUUUAUUUAAAUAUUUAUGGCGUAUUAUGUUAAAAGAUUUAGCUAAUUUAUAUGAAUUAUAUUCAAAAUAUUUAUUUUCAUCUAAAAUAAUAAAUACAUUAACAACAAAUUAUGAAUAUAUACGUUCAUUUGCAGCUGAAUCAUUUGCAUAUUUAUUACGUAAAAUAGAAAAUUAUCAAUCAUUUAUUGAUUAUUUAUUUAAUACGAAAGAACGUGAUGAAAAUGAAUUAGAUUCUCUUGUAUUAGUAUUUAGUGAAACAUGUAAAAAUGUUCAAUCAACAUUUCAUUCAUGUACGAAAUCAUUAUUAUUAUGUCUUUUAAAAAAAAUUAUUGAAAAACCUGAAAUAAUUCAAUUAUGUAUUAAAAAAAUUUAUUUAUUAUUAAUUCAACAUACAAAUAAACAAUAUGUUGAAAUACUUUGGAAUUGUUUAAUGAUUGUUUAUCGUACAAUAGAUCAUAAUAAUAUAAAUGAUUAUCUUAUAUAUGAAAUAUUUUAUGAAAUAUUUCAAUUAUUAAUUGAUCAUAAAAUGAUUAUUGAUAUAAAUUUAUGUUAUGAAUUUUUAACAAUAAUUAAAAUAAAUGAAUAUAAUGAGUUUUUAAAAAUUCAUUAUAAAACUAUUUUUAAAUUAAUGAAACAAAUAACAAUAAAUAAACAAAUUAUAGAAAUUUAUUAUCAAUUUGUUGAACAAACAUCAUCAUUAGUACUUUAUCAAGAAACACGAAAAAUUUUUCAAUGUGAUUUAAAUGAAAAAUUAUCAAAUGAAUUUUAUAUUUCUUUAUGGAAACAAUUAUUAAAAAAAACUAAUAAUCAACAAGAAAUUAUUAAUUAUUUUGUUGAUUAUAUUAUUAUUGAAAGAAAAAAUUUUAAUAUGAUUUUAUCAUUAAAUGAUAAUGAUCAAACUAUUCUUGAUAAAAUUAACUUAUUAAAAACAAAAAAGAAAUUUUUAAUCAAAGAUAAAAUAACAGAAAAUGGUUUAAAAUUAAUACAAAUAUUUAUUCAAAAUACUUUAUCAAUGAUUGAUGAUACACAGAUUUUGUUAACUGGACAACUUUGGCGAGCAUUAAUUCUUCUUAAUUCAUUAUCUGAAAAAGAUUCAAAUACAUUAUUAUUUACAAAUACACAUUUGGAAAAACUUUCUUCACAACUUAUUAAUGAACCAUUACCAUCAUCAUCAUCAUCAUCAAUAAUAGCAUUAACUCUUCUAGAAUUAAUAUCUUCUAAUCAAUUAUUUUCUACAACAUUUUGGUAUACAAUUCUUAAACAAGAAUUUCAAUCUGAACUUUAUCUAUUUUGUACACGUAUAUCAUUUUUAAUAAAUAAUACAGAAGAAGAUUAUUUUGAUAAAUUUAUUGAAUUAUUAAAAAUAAAUUUAUCAUCAUUUAAUUCUAAUAUACGUUUAUUAUCACUUUAUAUACUUUCAUCAUUUAUAUCUAAUAAAAUAAAUCAAAAUCAUAUUAUAUUAAAUUGUCUUCAAUGUGAACAAUGUCCAUUAAAUGUAUAUGAAUAUCGUACAAAAAUAAUUUAUUUACAAAAAUUAUCAAUUGAUUUUAUUUUAUUAAAUAAUCAAUCAUCAUUAUUUCAUUUAUCAAUGUAUUAUUUACUUGGUAUACUUUGUUCUAAUUUUACACCAUUAUGGACAAUAUCAAUUGAAUUAUUAGGUUCAUAUGGUAAUAAAGCUAUUGAAUAUAUUGGUCAUCAAUAUUUUUGGUCAAUAAUUAAUGAAAAAUUUCAAUUAAUAAAACAACAUAAUGAAUUAAAAUUAAUUGAACAAAUAAAUGAUAAAUUAAUAAAUGAAUAUAUUGAAAAUUUAAAUAAAAAAAAUCAUGAUAAUGAAAUUAAUGAACAAUCAAUUGAUUAUAUACAAUAUCGUAUAAAUUUAUUUCAAAUAUUAAAUUAUUUUCCACAUGAAUGUGAACAAAAAAUAAAAAUAAUUUUUCCAAUUAUAUUUGAAUUUUUUUCAAAUGAAUAUUAUGAUAAUUUAUUAUCAUUAGGUUUAUUUAAUCAAUAUAAAAUUUCAUAUAAAAAUUCAACAAUAAUAAAUUUAAAAAAACUUUCAAAAAAUUUAUCAAUAAAAACAUUAGAAACAAUAUUAAAUUUAUUAAAACAAUUUCAUCAUUAUCAACAAUGGUAUGAACCAAUACGUUUAUAUAAUUUUUAUAUACAUUUAUUACUUUCAUCUGAUAAUAUAAUACAAAAAUUAGCUUAUCAAUGUUUAUUAAAAUGUUAUCAAAUACCUGAAUCAAUAAUAAAAUCAGAUUUUUUAAAACAUUCCGAUAAUAUUCUUCCAUUAUUUAAUCCAAGUACAUGUCGAAAAACAUUUCAUGAUUUAAUUCAAGGUAUUUUAAUUGAUAAUAAUUUAUCUGAUUCAUUAAAAAAUCAAUAUGCAUUUAUAUUAAUACGUAUUAUUUAUAGUAAAUUAAAUGAUAAACGUUCAUUAGGUUCAACAACACGUGGUAGAAAAGAUUAUUUAGAAUUAAAUCGUAAAUAUUUAUUUCAAUUUUUAAUAACAUUUGCAUCAAAUAAUUUAUAUGAAAAACAUUUUCAUUAUUUUAUACAAUUAUUAUUAGAACCAUUUUAUGAUGAAUUAUUUAAUAAUAUAAAUGAUAAACAAUAUUGGUUAAAUAUAUUUAAUAAAAAAAUUUCAUUAAAUAAUGAUGAAUUUAAUUUAAAUUCCUAUGAAACAUUUAUUAAAUAUAUUCAACAUUCAUUAUUAUUAUUAAAAACAUUUAUUUAUAGAUUAGGUAUUUAUAUACAUAAACAAAUUGAUUAUAUUAUUAAAUUUUAUAUAUUAACAAUAAAAUUUGUUGAUUAUUUAAAUAAUCAAAAAAAUUCUUUUGAUGAUAAUUUUGAAAUAAAAAAAAAUCGAACUUUAUUAAAACGUAUUCGUUCAAUGUCAUAUAAAGGUUUACAAAUAAUAUUUCAAUUAUUUGAUAAUAAUGAAAAUAAUAUAUUUAAAAAAGAAUUAAUUGAUGAUUUAUGGUUAUAUUGUAUAAAAGAAAAUUAUUUAAAUGAUUUAUUAAUAAAAAAUAAACAACGUGAUGAUAUUAUUCAUAUAUUAAAAUUAGCUAUUAUAUGGAGUAGUACAUCACAUUUAAGAUAUUCAAUACUUAAUAAUAGAAAUGAUGCUAAAGAUUUAAUGAAAUGUUUUAGUCAAUUUUUAAAUGAAAAUAUUACAUAUGAAAAUAAACAAUUAAUUAUUGAAUUUAUUUGGAAUAUUAUGCAAAUUGAUCCUGAUGAUCCAUUAAUUAUUCCAUAUAAUGAUAAUCUACUUUCUUAUUUAACUCAUGUAUCAAAUGCAAUGAUUGAAUCUACUAAUUCAAUAUCAUUAACAUCAAAAGAAUUUGAUAUUCUUCUAAUACUUAGUCGUAAACAAUUUCAAAAUGAUAAAAUUGAACAAUUAUGUUUAAUAUUUAUUCGUUUACUUCGUCAAAAUAUACUUUCAAAAAAGAAGAAAAAAAAAAGAUUUUCAAAUAAAAUAUUCGAACAAGAUUUAAAUAUUUCAAUUCUUAAAAUUUUACAAAAUUUAAUAAUUCAUAUUGAAAAUUCUUUAGAAAAAUAUUUACAUUUAUUAACAAUAUUAUGUUGUAAAAUAAUUCAACGUGAUCAACGAAUUGAAUUAAUUAAACUUUUUCAAAUACUUAUUGAUCAAUCAACAAAUAUCAAAUCAAAUACAAUUUGGUAUUUGAAACAAUUAAUUGAAUUAAAUUCAUGGAAUUCAGAUCAAAUUGAUGAACCUGAUUAUGAACGUCGUUUAAAUAGUUAUAAACAAAUAACAAAAGAAAUUUCAACAUUAGAAAAUAUUGAUAAAAAUAAAAAUGAAUUUCUAUGUUUAUUUUAUCAUUGUUUAUAUGAAUUACAUUAUUCAAUAAAUGAUUUAUCAUUACGUGAAUAUGCAUCACAAUGUAUUCAUUUAUUUCUUAAACAAAUACCAUUAUAUCAAUCAUAUCUUCUUACAGAAAUUCGUACAAUUUUAAAACAAUCAACAAUAUCAAUUCAUAUACGAAAUGAAUUUAUACGUCUUUUAGGAUUAAUUAUUGAUAUUAAUAUAGAUAAUGAUGAUUUAAAUGAUUUAAAACGUUUACGUAAUUAUAAUGAUAUUGAAAUUGAUUUUUUUCAUAAUAUAACACAUGUACAAAAUCAUCGACGUUUACGUGCAUUAAAACGUUUUAAAUUAAUACAUGAUGAACAAACAUUUCAUUUAACAACAAUUAUUAAUUAUCUUUUACCAAUUGUUUGUUCAUUUAUAAAUGAUGUUAUUAAUGAUGAUAAACAAGAUAUUAAUGAUGAUAUUGUUUUUAUAUGUUUAACAACAUUAUGUCAAAUAUUACCAUGGAUUAAAUAUAAUCAAUUAUUUAUAUCUUAUUUUCGUCAAUUAACAACAACAACAAAACGAACAUUAAAUUUAAUACAAAAACGAUGUUUAACAAAAACAAUAUCGGCUAUUAUUGAUGGAUUUCAUUUUCAAUUAAAUAACAAUGAAACUAAUUCUGAAAGUGAACGUAUUAGUCGAACAAUUCAAAAACGUUUAUUACCAAUGAUUCUUAAUUUAUUAAGUCAAAAUUCAUUUUCUAUUGAUAGUUUAACAACAAAUGGAAUAUCAACAAAAAAUGUAACUAUUGAUGAUCAACGUCAACAAGCUGUUUUAUUAACAAUAACAUGUUCAUUAAUAGCAACAAAAUUAAUAAUAAUAUUUUCACAUGAUUUUAUUGAACAACAUAUAUCAACAAUUCUUCUUCAUUUAUUAACAUUACUUCGUUCACGUAUUUAUUCAAUACGUGAUCAAGGACGUGAUUGUCUUUGUAAAUGUAUAAUAAUAUUUGGUAAACGUUAUUUUAAAUUUAUAAUUGAAGAAUUAAUAGCUGGUUUACAACGUGGUUAUCAACAUUUUGUUUUAUUACAUACAAUUCAUACAAUACUUAUUCAUAUAUCAUCAUUAACAUAUGAUUUUAAUAUUGAUUCAGCUGUUAAAAUUUUAGCUAAUAUAUUUAUUGAUGAUUUUUUUAAUCAAGAAAAAACUGAAUCAUCAAAAGCAAGUGAACAUGAAAAUUCAACAUAUAAACCAUCGAAUAUACCUGAAGCUAAAACAAAUAAAACAGCAAAUAUUAUGGAAAUACUUGGUCGUUUAAUACAUUCAAAUAAUGAAUUAUUAAUAUGUAUUGAACCAUUACGUCAACAAUUAUUAUUAAAUAAUGAUUCAAGACAAAUAUCAAAAUGUGAAAAAUGUUUACAACGUUUUCAUACAGGUUUAAUUAAUAAUAAUUAUUUAUCAAUUGAAAUUUUAUUUAAUUUUAUUUAUCAUUUAUUAACAAAAACAGAAGAAAAUAAUUUAAAUGAACAAAUUAAUAAUAAUAAUAAUGAAAAAAUUAAAACAUUAAGUUCAAUUAUACAAGAACGAAAUAAAUAUCAUUUAAUACCAAUUGAACCUAAACGUGGUCAUGCACGUGUUUCACAAACUAUUAAAUAUGAAAAAAAAACAAAUAUACAUUGUUUAAUUGCAUGGACACUUAAUUUACUUCAUAAACUUAUUAAAAAAUAUAAAAAUGAUGAUCAAAAAUUUUUAUCUAUGAUUGAUCCAUUUAUAAUACAUAUUGAAAUAUGUUUAAAUUCACAAUAUACAGAUGUUAUUGUUGCUUCACUUAGAAAUUUAUCAUCAAUAUUAGAAUAUUCAUUACCAUCAUUAAAUCAACAACGAAUUACUAAUAUGUAUAAAAAGGUAUUCGAUUUAUUGAAAAUGUAUUCAUCUGUAGCUGGUUCGAAUGAUUUAAAUGAUUUAUUAACACUUUCUUAUAAAAUUCUUGGUACAUUUGUUCAACGUUCAAUUAAUGAUAAUGUUUCAUUAACAUCUGAAGAAUAUCAAUGUUUAUUUACUUAUAUUGAAUCUGAUUUACUUAAUAUUCAUCGUCAAUCAAGUGCAUUUCUACUUCUUCGUUCAAUAAUGCGUCAUUCUAUAUCAAUAAUAUCAAAUGAUAAAAAUCUUCGUACACAACUUGAUAAUCUUUUACGUUCACGUAUAAUAUUUAUGAUAAUACAAUCACCAUAUGAUCAUAUACGUACAACAUGUCGUGAUUUAUUUCAUAUAUAUUUAUUUUCUUAUGAACAUACAAAAGCAAAAUUAAAAUCAUAUUUUGAUUUUUUUCUUCUUCAACUUGAUUAUGAUGAUUAUAAUGGUCGUUUAUCAGUAUUAAUUUUUUUAAAUAAUUUAUUUAAUGAUUUAACAAAACAACGUUUAAAUGAUUAUGCUUCUUAUUUUUUUCUACCAUUAUCAUGUCAUUAUUAUAAUGAAAUAAAUAAUGAAUGUAAAAAAUAUUUUCAAUUAAAUUUACAUUUAUUAUUAGAAAAAAUUGAUGAACAACAUCGAAAUGAUAUUUUUAAAAAUAUUGUUUUUAUAUGGAUUAAUGAUAAAAUUGAACAUCGUUGUUUAGCACUUCAAUUAUUUAUAUUAUUUAUUGAAAUUGAACAUGAACAAUUUGAUCAAUAUUUAAUUGAUAUAUUUAAUUUUAUUGAACGAGAAUUAAAUAAUAUUGAAUAUAAUGAUGAUAAUAAUAAUAAUAAUGAUGAACAACAAAAAUUUAAUGAUCAAUAUAUUUAUCAUUUAAUUAAUGUAUUAAUUUAUGUUAUUAAAUAUUGUCCAAAUUCAUUAGAAAUUUUACAAUUAAGAUCAAUAUGGUUAAAAUUAUUAAAAUUAAUUGAUGAAAAAUGUUUACUUCAUCCACAUAUAUGGGUUCGAUUUUUAUCGACACAAUUUUUUGGUCUUCUAUUUGAAAGAAAUAAACCAGAAGAUAUUAUUCAACAUUUGAAAAAAUAUCUACCAAAAGAAGAUAAUAAUUCAAAUCCUACAACAACAACAACAAUAGAAAAUGGUUCUAGUCGUAAACGUUUGAAAAAAUCUAUUCAAUCAAAUCUUGAUUCUGAACCAUUAUUUAUUCAUUAUAUAACAACAUUUGAUUUAUCAAUUUCACCUUUAAUUAAAAUUCAACGUUUAUGUUUUUGUUCAUGUUCACAAUUAAAACCAUCAGAUUUAACUGAAGAAUUUUGUUUACAAAUAAUAAAAAAUCUUAUUUAUUUAUCAAAACUUCUUAUUUUAUCUAAAUCAAAUUAUUUUGAUUUAGUUGUUAAACGUUGUUAUCGUUUAACAACAUAUGAAUCAACAAAAUAUCCUAGUGAAAUAACACGUCGUUCAUCAAUUCUUAAAUGGAUAGCUGCACUUAUACUUGAUUUAUCAUCAUAUUUAACAUCAUAUUUAAAAUCAUUUUUAACUAUAAUUGAACGUGAAAUUGAACGUGAUGAAACAACAAUAAAUUUAUCAUUAAAAACACUUGCACAAGAUGUAUUUAAUGUAUUUAAACGUCAUUGUGAUAUACAUUUAAUAACAAGUAUAUAUGCUGAUAUAGCUAAACAACGACGAACAAAACGUUUAGAACGUAAACAAAAAUUAGCUGUUUUAGCUAUUAAUCAACCAGAAAUAAUUUAUCGAAAAAAACGUCUUAAACAAACAAAACGUUUAGGUUUAGGAAAAAAGAAACGUAUGAAAGCAAUUGAAAAUGCAAAAAAAAAUCGAAGAAAAAAAUCAAUAAAUAAAAUAAGUGACGAUAUGGAUGAUUUUUAG